Molecule: messenger RNA, 1580 nt
Organism: Osmia lignaria (orchard mason bee)
Lineage: Eukaryota; Metazoa; Arthropoda; Insecta; Hymenoptera; Megachilidae
Gene: JMJD4
Product: jumonji domain containing 4
Biological process (GO): positive regulation of translational termination; protein hydroxylation
Cellular component (GO): cytoplasm; nucleus
Molecular function (GO): 2-oxoglutarate-dependent dioxygenase activity; sequence-specific DNA binding
Source: RefSeq, a predicted model, not a curated record
UUUAUAGUAUCGUAAUAAAUAAUGAAUGAUUAAAAAUAUAUUAUAGAAAAUACAUACGCAAGCGCAUCGGUUAAUGAAAUUUCAAGGUGAUUUUAAAUUAAGUAGUUGUGACAUUAUUAUCUACUUAAAUAAAAGAAAUGUCGCAAGCUUUUACAAACGGCUAUACAUCAUUGUUGAUUACAACGAGUAUUUGUAUAGGUAUAAAAAUGUAAUGAUGUUCAGUUAACAAGUUUUAGUGAAAGGUGAAAGCGCGCAAUGUUACGCGAACUUGAAAUUAAAAAUAACAGGUUAUGUACCGAGAAAAAUACCGCCAUAAUUGAUUGGAUAGAUUAUGUUAAUACAUCAAUCACAUACGAUGAAUUCUUUUCAAAAUAUAUAAACCUGAAUAAACCAUGUAUCUUUAAAUCAAACAUAACAGAAAAUUGGUCAUGUAGAAGACAGUGGAACCUGGAUGGUGCACCAGAUUUUGAUGUCCUUGAUAUAUUGUAUGGAAAUUGUGUGGUACCAGUCGCAGAUUGCAAUAAAAAGUAUUAUAAUUCCCAAUCCAAAGAUGAUAUGGAAAUGAAAGAUUACUUAAAUUACUGGACAGAAUAUGCAAAAAGUAAUUAUUCAGAUUCUAUGCCGCUUUUAUAUUUAAAAGAUUGGCAUUGUCCAAAAUUAUUUCCUAAUGCUCCAAUGUAUAAUGUCCCCGAAUAUUUUGCAUCUGAUUGGCUAAAUGAAUAUUAUAUCGCUAAUCCAGAAUUAAAUGAUGAUUAUCGAUUCGUGUAUAUGGGACCAAAAGGAACAUGGACACCGUUGCACGCUGAUGUAUUUGGAUCUUAUAGUUGGUCAGCGAAUAUAGUUGGGAGGAAACAUUGGUUACUCUUUCCUCCGGGUCAAGAAGACUUUUUGCGAGAUAUCCAUGGACAAUUAAUAUACGAUGCAACCUCUGACGAGCUUAAUGAUUAUACAAAAUAUAAAGCUUACGAUAAACGUGCAUUAAAGUAUAUCGAUGUGAUUCAAGCAGAAGGUGAAAUUAUGUUCGUACCAUCUGGAUGGCAUCAUCAAGUUUGGAACUUGGAAGACACAAUUUCUGUUAACCAUAACUGGAUCAACGGGUGUAAUAUUCUAAAUGUAUGGCAUGGUUUGAAAAAGGAAUUAUCCUCUGUAAUGAAAGAAGUUAACGAUUGCAAAGAUAUGCACGAUUGGGCAGAGCAGUGUCAACUAAUAUUAAAGUCGACAUACGGAAUGGAUUAUAGUCUGUUCUUCGAUUUCUUAACAUUUAUAGCUAAAAAACGAUUAAAUGUGUUUUCAAAUAAUGAGGAAGCAAUAAGCUUUAAUAAAUAUAAGUUUGGAAACAAUCAUUGCACGUUUGAUCUUCAUGCGAUAAAAUUAGUAUUAAUAGAUUUUAUCACGGAUAUGGAAGAGAAAUCUAUUUAUCAUUUAAUUUGUGACAAGAAUCAAGGUCAUAAACUGUUGAAUAAAAUUUUAUUACUUCUACAAUCCCAUUACGAUGCUGAAAAUAUUUCUACAUGAUCGAAAAACCGAAACUUUGAUUAAAAUAAAUGACCAAGAAAUAUCUCUAUUUAUAAUGUAAAUAG